This is a messenger RNA of Sorghum bicolor (sorghum), 1994 nucleotides long. Its product is annotated as acetyl-CoA acetyltransferase, cytosolic 1. Gene Ontology annotation, molecular function: acetyl-CoA C-acetyltransferase activity. NCBI's taxonomy places the organism in Eukaryota, Viridiplantae, Streptophyta, Magnoliopsida, Poales, Poaceae. The coding region runs from base 371 to 1636 and encodes 421 amino acids. Gene Ontology annotation, biological process: fatty acid beta-oxidation. The record is from RefSeq and is a predicted model, not a curated record. The transcript is spliced from 13 exons.
CGUUCCAUUCCGUCUUGUCUCGUCUGCCAACGCACCGUGGCGUGGCGUAGGCGUAGGCGUAGGCGUGGUCGAGCCUCUUGAGAAGCGAGCCGUGCCCGUCUCUCCCAAUCCACUCCGUACUCGGCGCUCCUCCCCAGCCGCCGCCGCCGCCGCCGGAAUCCGGAAGAGCAAGUGGUAGCGAGCACACGCCGACACUCGCCAUCCCCUCUCGGCCCCGUCGCCCGCAGCUGCCCUGGCAUAAAAUCGCCGAACUCUGCUUCCUCUUCUCGGUCUCGCUCUCGCAGCUCUCUGGGGUGCGCUCGUCGCCGGCGGCAGCAGUGAGGCAUCUUCGCCUCCGGCUACCUUAUUAGGAUCAACCCAUCGAUCGAUCAUGGCGUCGUCGAGCGCGGCUGCUGCUACCAGUGAUGACAGCCAGGGCCUCAAGGCUCGAGAUGUCUGCAUCGUCGGCGUCGCCCGCACGCCCAUCGGCGCCCUCCUUGGCUCGCUCUCGUCCCUCCCGGCCACCAAGCUCGGCUCCAUCGCCAUCCAGGGUGCUCUUAAGAGGGCGAAGGUGGACCCGGCGCUCGUGCAGGAGGUGUUCAUGGGCAACGUCCUCAGCGCUAAUCUCGGCCAGGCCCCGGCAAGGCAGGCGGCCCUUGGCGCCGGCUUGCCCAACUCCGUCCCCUGCACCACCGUCAACAAAGUUUGCUCCUCAGGAAUGAAGGCUGUCAUGUUUGCGGCGCAAAGUAUUCAGCUGGGGAUCAAUGAUGUCGUGGUCGCCGGCGGCAUGGAGAGCAUGUCGAAUGCACCCAAAUAUGUGGCUGAAGCAAGACGAGGGUCACGGUUCGGACAUGAUGUCCUGGUUGACGGCAUGCUCAAGGAUGGCCUGUGGGAUGUCUAUAAUGAUUUCCCAAUGGGAAUGUGUGCUGAAUUGUGUUCAGACCAGCACUCCAUCUCAAGAGAGGAGCAGGAUUCUUAUGCUAUCCUCAGCAAUGAACGUGGACUAGCAGCUCGGGACAGCGGUGCAUUUUCUUGGGAGAUUAUUCCUGUUGAAGUUUCUUCUGGUAGAGGGAAACCACCAGUAGUUGUGGACAAGGAUGAGAGUCUUGCAAAGUUUGAUCCAGUAAAGCUGAAGAAACUUGGGCCAACUUUUAAGACGAAUGGUUCUGUGACGGCUGGUAAUUCUUCUAGUAUAAGUGAUGGCGCUGCUGCAAUUGUCCUUGUCAGUGGAGAGAAAGCUAAGAAACUUGGCCUGCAAGUUAUUGCAAGGAUUAGAGGGUAUGCUGAUGCUGCACAGGCUCCAGAGCUGUUUACAACAGCUCCAGCUCUUGCUAUUCCAAAGGCUAUAUCAAAUGCAGCUCUUCAAACUUCACAGAUUGAUUAUUAUGAAAUAAAUGAGGCUUUCUCUGUUGUUGCUGUAGCUAAUCAGAGGCUUCUUGGUAUCCCUUCUGGAAAGCUAAACUUAAGUGGUGGUGCUGUUUCUCUGGGCCAUCCUAUCGGCUGCAGUGGUGCACGGAUUAUAGUCACUCUGCUUGGGAUUCUUAGGCAGAAAAAUGGAAAAUUUGGUGUUGCUGGAGUUUGCAAUGGUGGCGGCGGCGCUUCAGCCCUCGUUUUGGAGCUCAUGCAAUCCUCUUCGCAUAUUCAUUCAUCAUUGUGAAGUUGGUGCAAGCAAAUUAGCAAGACAUAAAUUGUAAAAUGUGUUGUAUCUUUUGUCAUUUGUAGGGGGGAUUAGUUCGUGUUGUGUGAUUAGACGAAAAACUGUAAAAUAAGGUUGUGCUGCUCAGCACAGGGCAUUAUCCUGUACCUUACAUGGGAAACAUCGACGUAUAUAUAGAAAUAGAAAUAACAGAGGCCCAGAAGAAUAAUGCACAGACAUUGAUAGUCACUAUAUCACUGAGGUAGUGAAAAAUCGUCAUGGACAUGAUUUUGCUUUACCAUCUUAUGUGAACUGAGUACAGUUGUAAGAAACGAGAUCUUUUUAAACCUUUAUAAGAGAAAGAUUACCCCGUAGAGCA